ACCUCCUGCCCACAGAGACCAAGGCGGGUCCUUGCCUCGAGGCUUGAGCAUGAGGAGUUGUUUUCAGGCCUUCCUGGAGCCCCCCAGGUAACCACAGGCUCUGGCCGCAGCUGUCCCCACCGAUGCCUCGCGUGUGCCUGAGGUCUGCUGUUAUCUUAGUGCGGCGCUAGGGACCCUGUUCGGUGCGUUUAGGGGUUUUUGUGGUGGUGGCGGCGGCUGCGGCUGCUUUUUAAAUUUAUUUUCUUCCUUGGACCUGGGCCCUGCCCUGCCCCCGCUGGCAUGAUGGCCCAGUCCAAGGCCAACGGCUCGCACUACGCGCUGACCGCCAUUGGCCUGGGGAUGCUGGUCCUGGGCGUCAUCAUGGCCAUGUGGAACCUGGUGCCCGGGUUUAGCUCCGGCGAGAAGCCCACAGCCCAGGGCAACAAGACGGAGAUAGGCAGCGGCAUUCUCAAGAGCAAGACGUUCUCCGUGGCCUACGUGCUGGUGGGGGCCGGGGUGAUGCUGCUGCUGCUCUCCAUCUGCCUGAGCAUCCGGGACAAGCGGAAGCAGCGGCAGGGCGAGGAGAUGGCGCACAUCCAGCACCUGCCGGGGCCCGAGCCGCACGCCCCGGAGGAGGACAGCCAGGAGGACGAGGAGGAGGCCUCCUCCAGGUACUACGUCCCCAGUUACGAGGAAGUGAUGAACACCAACUUCUCCGAAGCGAGGGAACCAGACCACAGCCCGAGGAUGAGCAUCUCGCUCCCCUCCUAUGAGUCCCUGACGGGGCUGGACGAGACGAGCCCCACGACCCCCAGGGCCGACGUGGAGGGCAGCCUGGGGCACCCACCCGACAGGCAGAACUCCAAGUUGGCUAAACGCCUGAAGCCACUGAAAGUCCGAAGGAUUAAAUCCGAGAAGCUUCACCUCAAAGACUUUAGGAUCAACCUGCCGGACAAAAACGUCCCUCCUCCCUCCAUCGAGCCUUUGACUCCCCCGCCACAGUACGACGAAGUCCAGGAGAAGGCCCCCAACGCCCGGCCCCCCGACUGACGGCCCCCCUCUGGGGUGUUCCCUCCGGUCACUCACCCUCCGCACCAACAGCCCCCAACCAAGCCACUCCAGCCACAGUUGAGAAGCGAGGGGACAGGUGCGGACUGAGCAGUUUCGAAUGGGGGGUGUGGGUUGGGGAGUCCUGUGAGUCUGGGGUGACGCACGUCCACAGAACCUUCCGUAGCUGGCGCACUGGACGGAGAUGCUGCCUCGGAUCCCGUGAUGCUGCGGACCCCAUGGGGGGCGGGGCGGGGCAUCUUCCCCGUCGUCUUUCCUCAACUGAAUCGGUGACGACAACAGCCUCCUUCCGACCAGGAAAGGUCGCCCCGUGACUGGUGUGGAGUGUGGUUUUGGUUUUGCUCUUCACUGUGACUGUUUUGUUUCCAAAAGAAAAGCUUUGCUCUCUUCUCCGGAGUCCCGAACCAGGUAGAGCAAAUAGGACUCAGCUCUGUGGCAAGGGCGUGGGGCCGUUUUGUGAAUUAAGCAAAACAAAGGGCCUCUGUGGCAAGGGCGUGGGGCCGUUUUGUGAAUUAAGCAAAACAAAGGGCCGGAUGACUGUGUGGGGGUGAGGCCCAGGUGGGGUUCUCGGAGCCCGGACGCCGUUGGUUCUUGGAGGGCCCGAGGCCCGAAGAUGCUGAAGACCGUGGUCUUCACCGGUACACUGGACUCGUCCCUCCCGUGCAGCGGCAGGAAAGCUGGAGGGGAUACUCCGUUCCUUCUAAGAUGCCGUGCAGCCGAGCUUUUUAUAAUAAAAUAUUUUCUUUGUAG
Messenger RNA from Myotis davidii, 1797 nucleotides. It is a transcript of the gene TMEM51, whose product is annotated as transmembrane protein 51. The record is from RefSeq and is a predicted model, not a curated record. NCBI's taxonomy places the organism in Eukaryota, Metazoa, Chordata, Mammalia, Chiroptera, Vespertilionidae. The coding region runs from base 280 to 1029 and encodes 249 amino acids. The transcript has 4 exons.